Molecule: messenger RNA, 1263 nt
Organism: Musca domestica (house fly)
Lineage: Eukaryota; Metazoa; Arthropoda; Insecta; Diptera; Muscidae
Product: trypsin-1-like
Exons: 4
Coding region: 173-1153 (326 amino acids)
Biological process (GO): proteolysis
Molecular function (GO): serine-type endopeptidase activity
Source: RefSeq, a predicted model, not a curated record
GUCUUUAGGGCUGACUCUUAUUUCACCACCAAAUUCAACUAAUUCUUUAAAGAUGUGGCGAAGAGAAGUUGUGACAAAUAUCGGAAUAAAUUUAAGCCGCUCCACGAUAUUGUCCCGGAUGAUCUGCUAUGUAUUCGGAAAUUAACUAAACAUGAUUAAAUAAGUGAUCAGGAUGUCCUGUAUAUACCUUUUACUUUGUAUAAUCAUUGUAAAUCAAACUUCAGUUCACUGCAACAUUUCGAAAUAUAAAAGCAACUCCACUUCUAUUCCAACAACGGCAUCAAGACGACAAAGUAAAUUUUUAUUUGACUCCAUUUUUCGGAUUGGUUCUGGUAUUUCGAAUGUAUUUGGUGAGGAAACAGCCGAUGUUGAAGAUUACGAAGAUAUUUAUAUAGAACAGUGCGAAUGCGAUUGCGGAUUUUCUAACGAAGAAAUACGUAUUGUGGGAGGAAGACCAACAGGAAUUAAUCAGUACCCAUGGAUGGCUCGCAUUGUGUAUGAUGGAAAAUUUCACUGUGGUGGUUCUCUUUUAACAAAAGAUUACAUAUUAACGGCGGCUCAUUGUGUAAAAAAAUUGCGAAAGUCUAAAAUUCGUGUUAUAUUUGGUGAUCACGAUCAAAAAAUAACUUCAGAAUCUAACGCUAUACAGAGAGCUGUUGCGAGUAUAAUAAAGCAUAGAAAUUUUAAUCCGGAUACAUAUAAUUAUGACAUAGCUUUGUUGAAACUGCGGAAACCAAUAGUAUUUUCGAAAAUAAUAAAGCCCAUAUGUUUACCCCGUUUUAAUUACGACCCCUCAGGUCGUAUUGGAACUGUUGUUGGUUGGGGGAGGACUUCAGAAGGAGGAGAUUUGCCAGCAAUUAUUAACCAAGUGAAAGUUCCGAUAAUGUCAAUAAUGGAAUGCAGAAAUCAGAAAUAUAAAAGCACUCGAAUUACAUCUACAAUGCUUUGUGCAGGACGAACUAAUAUGGAUUCCUGCCAAGGUGAUAGCGGCGGCCCACUUAUUCUAUCUAAUGGAGUAAAGUACUUCAUAGUGGGUAUUGUAUCAUGGGGUGUGGGAUGUGGCAGAGAAGGGUAUCCAGGUGUUUACACAAGAGUUAGUAAAUUUAUACCAUGGAUAAAAUCUAAUUUAAAAAAUACAUGUCUAUGUUCUUAAACUGCAUUAACUUGAAUUUUGCAUUAAGUAUAAACGAAAUAAUAUAAAAUAAAUAAUAAUGUUUGGCUCAUUCCAAAAAAAAAAAAACAUUGUUUUGAGGUAACAUGUUU